AUGCAUUUUCUGGGCCUUUUCGCUUUCCUCUCCACCGCUCUUGCGGCACCUUUUUUCCAAGCUGAACAAGCUGCCACUGUGAUACCAGGACAGUACAUCAUCAAGUUCAAGCACGAUGAAGCUGUCGUAUCUACAAGGGCCGUCAAAGCUUUGAAGGAGUCAUUGUCAACAGCUCCCAAAUUCGAAUAUUCCCUUUCUGGUUUCAAUGGCUUUGCAGGCACUCUAUCCGAUGCAGAGUUUGCUAAGCUGCAAGCCUCUGAGCAUGUCGAGUACAUACAACGAGACGUCAAGAUGCAUGCGUACGGCCUAAUCUACCAGAAUCCUGCCACUUGGGGCAUCAGUCGUAUCUCGCAUAGGCAGCCUGGAAAUAGCACAUAUAUCUUUGAUGACAGUGCAGGAGAGGGCACUUGCGCCUAUAUCAUCGACACUGGUAUCUUCGUAGAUCAUCCUGACUUCAAAGGCCGCGCGACUCACCUUGCCAACUUUUCUGAUGAGGAAAGCAAUGAAGAUGGCGAAGGACAUGGUACCUACGGUGUAGCAAAGAAGACUCAGCUGUAUUCCAUCAAAGUCCUCGACUCCUACGGCUCAGGCACAACAUCCGGCAUAAUCGCAGGCAUCGACUUCGUCACCAGGAAUUCAACAAAACAUAACUGCCCUAAAGGAAGAGUCGCAAACAUGAGUCUCGGUGGACGCAAGAACACUGCUACGAACCAAGCUGUCGCCGCAGCAGUCGCCAGCGGCAUAUUCUUCGCCGUAGCCGCCGGCAACGAAGGCGUCGACGCGCGCUACACCUCUCCCGCUUCUGAGCCCAGCGUGUGUACCGUCGGCGCGACCUCCAUGAAUGACACCAUGACUUCGUGGUCAAACUACGGUUCUCUCGUCGAUGUGCUCGCUCCAGGUGCAAACAUCACUAGUCUGAACAACGACGGCGGAACGGCGAUGCACGAUGGUACAUCGAUGGCAAGUCCGCAUGUUGCGGGCCUGGCGGCAUAUUUGCUGGGACUGGAAGGUGGGAGUACGAAGGGGUUGUGUGAAAAGAUUGCGAAGAUGGGAUUGCAGGGUGUGGUUAGGAAUGUGAGGGAGGGGACGGUGAAUACGUUAAGCAACAAUGGUGCGUUGAGUGCGAAAUCGGUUGGUGCUCAAUUGUAACUGCAUGA
This is a messenger RNA of Macroventuria anomochaeta, 1157 nucleotides long. RefSeq names its product subtilisin-like protease. Bases 1 to 1149 code for a protein of 382 amino acids. The record is from RefSeq and is a predicted model, not a curated record. The transcript has 5 exons. NCBI's taxonomy places the organism in Eukaryota, Fungi, Ascomycota, Dothideomycetes, Pleosporales, Didymellaceae. Gene Ontology annotation, molecular function: serine-type endopeptidase activity. Gene Ontology annotation, biological process: proteolysis.